This is a messenger RNA of Pocillopora verrucosa, 1401 nucleotides long. Lineage: Eukaryota; Metazoa; Cnidaria; Anthozoa; Scleractinia; Pocilloporidae. The record is from RefSeq and is a predicted model, not a curated record.
AGGAAUGGCUUAAUUAUGGAGAAGCUAGACGUUCACGAAAUCCCUUUAACUGUAAAAGCCCAGGUCAUUAAAAGCAAUCAAAUCCGAGAAGGACUUUGUGAGCGACUGAAAAAGAAGUUGAGCUUUGACAACUACAAAGAGACGUUCUCUCUGCUUCUUCACGUGGAAGAACUACAAAUGCAGAAGGAUAUCAGAAACUAUGAUAUGAAAGGAGUUGUUUUUCAACAGGAAAGAGGAGACAGACGCUUUCUGAUCUUAGAGGUACCUGGUCUUGCAGAAAAUCGCCCGUCCGUGUUACGCGGUGACAAGAUCUAUGCCUACGAGCCAGGUGUAUUACAGCGACGAUACGAAGGAAUCGUGCACAAAGUCCAAAUGCUGGAUGUGAAACUUGGCUUUGACAUGAACGAUAUGCCUUAUGUUAAGGGUAAGAAGUUCGACAUCCAGUUCACUUUCCAUCGACUUGCAGUACAGAUGGAACAUCGCGCGUGUGAGCGGAUUGCAUCUGUGAACAGGCAAGACAUGCGACACGUUCUCUUCCCAUCAGAAGACUGUCUCGAUCAGAAAGGAGAAAUUAACAAGGAAGUCAGUUUCUUUUACGAUCGUAAUCUAAACAGCGAACAGAAGCAGGCGGUCCAGAAGAUUGUGUCUGGAUCUUCACGCCCUGCUCCAUAUCUCGUGUUUGGACCCCCCGGAACUGGAAAGACGGUUACUUUGGUCGAGGCGAUUAAACUGGUGCACGCUUUGAUUGGCUCAAGCUACAUUCUGGUGUGUUCGCCAGAAAACAGCGCUGCUGACUUAUUAGCUGAGCGCCUGUUGCCUCAUGUAGAUAAAGGCAAUUUGUUCCGGAUUUAUGCUGCGUCAAGGCCGUGGGACUUUGUGCCUCAAAAGCUCAAGGACGCACGAGUGGUAAAUUUUGACCCUGUGUUACGUGAAGUGUAUUUCCCUUCUAAAGAAGAGUUGAUGAGCGACUAUCGCAUAAUUGUUACAACUCUGGUCACGGCAGGAAGGUUGGUGUCAGCAUUGUUCCCAAGAGAUCACUUCACGCACAUUUUCAUAGACGAGGCGGGUCAUGCAACAGAACCUGAGUGUAUCAUCCCUGUGGCGGACCUCCUGGAUCCCAAUAAUCCCAGGGGCGGUCAGCUGGUGCUUGCGGGAGACCCUAAGCAGUUGGGCCCGAUCCUCAGAUCCCCAAUUUCACAGAAAUAUGGACUGGAAACUUCUCUUUUGGAACGGCUGAUGACGUCAUGUCCUGCCUACGAUUGUGGACCCAGAGGGAGUUAUAAUCCAAAUCUGUUGACAAAACUUGUGAACAAUUACCGUUCACACAAAGCCAUUAUCGAGAUUCCCAAGCAGCUGUUUUAUGAUAACGAGCUGAAUGAAUGCGCUGAAGAUUUCAGGUAA